This is a messenger RNA of Rotaria sp. Silwood1, 408 nucleotides long. Lineage: Eukaryota; Metazoa; Rotifera; Eurotatoria; Philodinida; Philodinidae. The record is from the annotation of a GenBank genome assembly.
AUGGAAACCGUUCGAAAACUUAUUGAAGCUCCUGUUGAGACGAACACGAUUGUUUUCGAUCUAAGUGGAUUUCGUUUGAAAAAUAUGGACUAUCAACAUAUCAAAUUUUUCAUCAAUCUCAUUGAAAAUUAUUAUCCGGAAUUACUUGGUCAGGUCAUCAUAUUGAACGCUCCAUGGAUAUUUUACGGUUGCUGGACAAUCAUUAGCAAAUGGUUGGAUCCGACCUUACGAGAUGAAAUUCGAUUUGUUAAGAAUGAAGUAGAAUUAGCUCAGCACAUAGAUCCAUCUGCUCUUCCAAGAAGAUUGAAUGGUGCUCAACCUGAUUUUGAAUACAUUGGACCGACAGCUGAUGAUGACGCCAUGAUUGCCACCAUUCGUGCCGAUGCUCAAGGUAAAGCAAAAGCCUAA